Colletotrichum phormii is the source of this 1662-nucleotide messenger RNA. Its product is annotated as hexokinase. Lineage: Eukaryota; Fungi; Ascomycota; Sordariomycetes; Glomerellales; Glomerellaceae. Gene Ontology annotation, molecular function: D-glucose binding; glucokinase activity; fructokinase activity. Gene Ontology annotation, biological process: glycolytic process; glucose metabolic process; carbohydrate phosphorylation. The record is from RefSeq and is a predicted model, not a curated record. The coding region runs from base 1 to 1662 and encodes 553 amino acids. The transcript has 3 exons. Gene Ontology annotation, cellular component: cytosol; mitochondrion.
AUGGCCACGUUUCCAAAGUCUUUCCUAGCCGCCGUCGUCAAGCAGCUGCUCCGGGGCAAAUCGUUGAUUCAAGCCCUCCUGGCAUUCUGGCUUACGCCCGUCUCAGGGAAACCGACAGAUUCAAAGGUGGAUUGCUGCACAUCUGGGACGACGACGCCCUCAGGCCAAAGCAUAGAGGAAUACCUAAAGGAGGCAGAGCACCUACUCCUGGGUCCCCUACUCGACGAUGGCCUGCUCGAGCUAUCCAACGCCCUAAAGGCACAGUUCAGAGACAAGUUGCAAACGAGCAUGGCCUGCAUGCUCCCCUCGUACAACCAUCAGCUCCCCGGCGGGCACGAAGUCGGUCAGUAUCUGGCGGUGGACGUGGGGGGAUCGACGCUGCGUAUCGCGCUGGUCGAAUUGCGGGGUCGAGACGCCGUGGGCCGGGAGAGCGAGAUCGUACGGAUGAGUUCGUUCAAGAUCGACAACGACAUUAGGAACUUAGAAGGCAUGGCGUUCUUCGACUGGAUGGCCGAGAGGAUACGGGACAUGGUGUCACAGGAUGGACAGGACCCUUCACGGUCUAUGCCCAUGGCCCUGGCAUGGAGCUUUCCCAUCGAACAAACAUCGCUAAAAGGCGGCCGCAUCCACGGCAUGGGCAAAGGCUUCCUCGCCGCCGAAGGCCUUAUGGGCCAGGACCUCGGCGAGGUAAUCGAGACCGCCUGCGCGGCAAAGGGCAUGACGGGCGCCCGCCUGCGCGUCAUCCUCAACGACGGCGGCGCCACGCUCCUCUCCCAAGCCUACGUCCACCCGGCCACCCGCUUCGGCCUCAUCCUCGGCACCGGCGUCAACAUCGCCGCCCACCUCCCCGUGUCCCUGAUCAGCAAGCCCAAAUUCGGGGACCGUCCGCAGGAGUGGUGGAACGAGGCGCGCGACGUCAUCGUCAACACGGAGCUCGGCAUGUUUGGCGGCGAGGGCGUCCUCGGCGUCACGCGCUGGGACGGGCUGCUGAAGCAAGGGCACCCGAGGCCGGAUUUCCAACCGCUGGAGCAGAUGGUUAGCGGGUACUAUCUCGGCGAGGUGGUGCGGUUUGCGUUGAUCGAGGCGAUUCGGACGACGGGUGUGUUUGGGGGUGUGGUGCCCAAGUCGCUUGAUGAGCCGUACUCUUUGAAAUCCGAGACGAUUUCUGCUAUUGAAGGAGAUACUUCGCCAUCAUUAUCAUCCUCUAUCGACCUCUUCAUCGCGCAACAUCCCUCAUCUCACACCCCCACAUCAUCAGACCUCUCCGCCCUCCGCAGCCUAGCCUCCUUCGUCUCAAGGAGAUCAGCCGCCAUCAUCGCAGCGUGCAUACACGCCGUAUGGUCCCUCCGUCUCGAGGCGCUAGCCGAAGAAAGGGCGACGAAGAAGACGACAGCCUCAAACCAAGAGGCAACGCAACAGGAAGAGGAGGCGGAGGCGGAGCUUCACCAGAGAAUAGAAAAAGAAACAUCCCUGGCGCGAACAAUGGUCGCCUACAACGGUAGCGUCAUCGAGUGCUACCCGGGCUACCUGGCAAUGUGCCAGACGUACGUCAACGCGCUGGUCAACAGGAGCGACAGGAGCGUCGAGCUCGUGCCGGCGAAGGAGAGCUCGUUGUUGGGGGCUGGCGUCGCGCUGGCGAAAGCUUGUGAUGGAACUGCGUAA